This is a messenger RNA of Stylophora pistillata, 2276 nucleotides long. Its product is annotated as lymphokine-activated killer T-cell-originated protein kinase. Gene Ontology annotation, biological process: protein phosphorylation; necroptotic signaling pathway. Gene Ontology annotation, molecular function: ATP binding; protein kinase activity. The record is from RefSeq and is a predicted model, not a curated record. Lineage: Eukaryota; Metazoa; Cnidaria; Anthozoa; Scleractinia; Pocilloporidae.
UGCGGAAAGCUAACAGGAUUUACUGCCGUGACUGCAUUCGGACCAUUUGUUCACGUCUUUUUCAAACAUGGACGACUUCUCUACGCCAGUGAGCCAAAGAUGUGGAAGUCGCUUAUGCGAAGAAGUCGAAAUGUCGCCUUACAACGAGUCUCCUUUCAUGAUUCCCCCAUCUCCUUUCAUGACACGACUCGGUCAUGGCACGGGUGUAUCGGUUUAUCGAUUUAAACGCGAACCGAGCAAUAACAGCACUAGAUCGCCUUGGGCCGUGAAAAAAGUCAACAAGAAGGCAAGAUCAGGGAUAAGCGAACGACUCGCUCUAGAAGCAAGUAUUUUGAAACAACUAAAACAUCCAAAUAUUGUCGGUUUUCGUGCCAUUUCGGGAAGUGUAAAUGGAGAUCUUUGCCUUGCAAUGGAAGAUUGCGAGAGAGCCCUCGAAGACAUCAUCGAAGAAAAGGCGUAUCUGGAAGAAGAUUUCACUUACGAUGAAAUCCUAAAAGUUUCUUGGUCUGUUGCCAAUGCCUUGAGUUAUAUACACAACGAAAAAAAGAUCCUCCAUGGCGAUAUCAAAAGUGGUAACGUUCUUAUAAGAGGUGAUUUUGAGGCUGUCAAAUUGUGCGAUUUUGGAGUGGCACUGUGGCUGAAAGAUGAUCUGAGCGGACUGAAAAAUCCUGGAAGUAGAUACAUCGGCACAGAGCCGUGGAAAUGCAAGGAGGCUUUGAAGGGAGGAGUAAUCACAGAUAGGGCAGACAUCUUUGCUUAUGGUCUUCUGAUCUGGGAGAUGCUAGCUUUGAAUGUUCCUCAUGUGGAUUUGCUUGCAGAAAGUGACGAAGAAUCUGACACAGGGCUGACCAGUGAUGAUGAGGACGAUGGUGGUGCUUGUGACACAGAGGAAUACCUAGCAGCAUUAGGAACACGUCCGCCAUUACCCGCCAAGUUUCAAAGUGCAAAUUCAAUGCUUCCAUUCAUGGAGUUAUUUCACUGCUGCACCUCUGAAGACCCCAAAGAGAGACCAAGUGCUAAAGACAUUGUGGCAGCUCUCAAACCUGAGAUCUUGGCGAAUGAUAUCACAAUUUAGGAGUAGAGGGGUAAACAAAUUAAAGAAAAAAACUGUUUUGCCUUGUUAAAAAAUAUAAGCUUUUAGAAUUAUACUAACCUUUUUUUUCAAUACACAAAAUUUUUGUGGAAUGACUUUACAUUGAAGAUACAUACAGUGCAUUGUUACACGAUGGUAAGAGGAGUGUAAAACACUCUAAGAGGUAUUUAUUUGAUAUCAGAUGUCAUAGUCAGAAGCAAUUCAUUUAAAAUCUAGAAAAAUGUAGUCAGGCACUAGUUAUUUAAAGAGUAGGGUCCGUUGACCUUAUUGAAUGCACACUAAAUAAAACAUAAGUGCCAAAAGGUAGAGAGUAAAUACAUGUAUAAUGGUAUCAUUAAUAUUAAACUUCCAAUUGAGAGGAGCAUAGCCCUUAACAAAGACAGGUUAUCAUAAUGGUAACAGAAUGUACAUUGGACUGCAGUCUGCUGUUAAAUUUAUUUACUUCCUAUGCAUACCUGUUGAUUGAACACUGCCAUUGCUCACUCAACAGCAGCAGACUUAUUUCCCAGACACAGGAUCACCAAUGGCAAGUGUUGGGGGGAACACUACCAAGUAAUGUGGUCAGUUAUUGCUAAAAGCCAUAGCUGUUCUCAGGGCUCCACACUAAUGGUGGCCCACAAGCCACAGACAAGUAGAAAUUUAGUUUUGGCUAGUGGUUUUUUAUGUCACAUGCCACUUAGCUAUUAAGUUGCAAAGUUAGUGCUGAGCCCUGGUUCCACCAAUGACAAUUAGAACAGCUGAAAUAUCUCAGCUGUAAAAUAAUUUCAGGUUGGAAAUCACCUGCCAUAAGCUUUCUCCAUUGUCUAAAUUACCUGCAAUUUUAAACCAGAGGUUCAAUAUGCAUGCCUUAAAAUGCAUCAAAGAGAUCCAAAUAGAAAUAAAGUAGAUUUCCCAUAGGAUUCUAUCAAAAUCAUAAGUGAGUGAAAGAGAGCAUUGAAUUGCUGUGAUGUGAAAUACAUAAAAUUAGUGUAUAACAAUGUUAUUUACCAGCAGGGAGGUCCAUAUUCGGAAAAACUUUAGGACCUUUAACAUGAAAAAAAGCUGGUAAAGAACUGUGGAAUUCCCAUGGAAGUAAAACCUUGUGACAAAAUGACAUUUGUUCAUGCAUGUAUUUUGUCAAGUUAUUAAUUGAAGUUAUGAAAAAGGAGAAAAAUGUAAGCAAUUCCUACCAUGGAAAUCAUAA